GUGACCGUCAUGAAGUAACGUUAACGGGGGACAGAGCGGAGCGGAUCCGUCAGUCGGUUAGUGUCCAGGGGAAGGAGGCAGGCUGAGCGUCGGGAUAGAGGAAAAAUGGGAAUAACUCCCCGUAGAUGCGCUUCGUUCCGGUCCAUAUCCACGGUGUAGACUCGGAGAACCGACCGUACACCGUGUCUGGUUCUCCGGCUGACAGCGGAUCCACCGCAGCUAGCUGGGUUAGCAGCCCGCCGUCACCUACCGGGCGGGCAGGCGGGCGGGCGGCAGAGGAGAGCCGAGGAGGGGCUGUGACAAAGGAAGGAGCCAUGAACCGCUUCAGAAAGUGGCUCUAUAAACCCAAGAGGACGGACCCGCAGCUCCUGGCCCAGUUCUACUACGCUGACGAAGAGCUCAACCAGGUGGCCACUGAGCUGGACAGCCUGGAUGGCAGGAAGGACCCUCAGAGAUGCACGCUGCUGGUCAACCAGUUCCGGUCCUGCCAGGACAACGUGUUGAACAUCAUCAGCCAGAUCAUGGAUGAAUGUAUCCCCAACGACCGCGCCAACAGAGACUUCUGCGUCAAGUUCCCCGAGGAGAUUCGCCAUGACAACUUGGCGGGACAGCUGUGGUUCGGAGCGGAGUGUCUGGCUGCAGGCUCCAUCAUCAUGAACAGGGAGAUAGAGAGCAUCGCCAUGAGACCCCUGGCGAAAGACCUGACGCGCAGCCUGGAGGAGGUGCGCAGCAUCACCAGAGACCAGGCCCUGCGAGACCUCAACUUCUACACAGACCGCAUGAAGGACGCUUUACGACAUUUCGACAGCCUUUUCGCUGAGUUUGAGCUCAGCUACGUGUCAGCCAUGGUGCCUGUGAAAAGUCCCAAAGAAUAUGACGUGCAGCAGGAGGUGAUUGUCCUCUUCUGCGAAACUGUUGAACGGGCGCUCCGGCUGGGCUACCUCACCCAGGACAUGAUCGAUGACUACGAACCUGCUCUGAUGUUUACCAUUCCCAGACUGGCCAUUGUUUGUGGGCUGGUCGUUUAUCCUGAGGGACCACUUAACCUCGACCGGAAAUCUGAGGACAUGUCAGAGCUCUUCAGGCCUUUUCGCACUUUAUUGAAGAAAAUCAGAGAUCUCCUGAAGACUCUGACUGAGGAGGAGCUGCUGACUCUGGAAAAGAACCUGUGCAUCUCCCAGGACGGGGAGUUGGCCUCAAACGGCAUCCCGGUUCUGGUCCAGGAGAACCCGACUUCCCGCAGCCUCACCAACGACGCCCCCAACGGGCAGGGCGGCGGGGAAGAGGACCCGCUCCCCGUGUUCGUCUCCCCUGACCAGGAUGAGGAGAUGGCGGAGGUGGAGAGCGGCUGGGAGGAGGUGGAAACCCAAAGCGGCGAGGAGGAGCCGGAGCAGGGCCUGCUGUGCGAGGAGGCGGAGGAGGCGGAGCUGGCCUGCUCCAUGCAGUACGACGAGGAGGAGCUGGAGCAGCUCAACAUGAUGGUGUACAGGGUGGGGGACGAAAUGUCCACGCUGCUGUCCCCGCCCAGCCAGGGCCAGUCCCCGGCCCGCCGGCCCAGCAGGGGGGAGCCCCCGGGCUCCAGCGGGGCCUCCAGCACGCAGGCGUCGCCACGCAGGUUGGCGGCGAACCGAAUCAGAACCGGCAUCUACGUGGAGGAGGAGGAUCGGGUUUUCUUCAUGGAGGAUGUCGACGCAGCAGGAGACGGCAGCUGCAUCGUGUCUCCUGAAGCCCUGCCUAAAGGAUCGACGCCUCCGCUGCAGCAGAAACCCGGACCCGGUUCUGGUAUCAACGGAUGGAGCUCUGCGACAACGUCGGAGCAGCCCUGUCCCGCGGCAAAGCGCCCCCUCUGCUCCCACGCCCCCGGCAAUGAGCCGCUGCCUUACAGCAACGGCUGGGACAGGGGGUCAGAGGGCACUGCGUCAGAAACGGCGGAGGUCAUCGCCCACCGCAUGGGCGGGAUGAAGCUGUCGGCCACCGUCAUCUUCAACCCGCGCUCACCCAGCCUGACGGAGCUGGCCGUGGACAAGCUGCUGCUGACCCGACCGGCUGCAUCCGAGAUCGAGCCCUGCGGCCCCCUAGUGGCCACCCACUGUCUGCUGAACUCCUGCGUGUGCUGCGGGAGCUGCGAGGACGCUCACGAAGACGGCGGCGUCGCCUCAGAUACCGCCGGCUUGGAGCUGGGCCUGGCUUUGGGUCUGGACAAACACUGCAAGAGGCCGGCGUCCAGCGCCGUCAUCCAGUCCGCCGCCUGCCAGCUGCCGCCGCGCGCCCACCAGCGGUUCGCUAAGGGCGAGCUCGCCCAGCACACUCCCACGACCGCCCGCCGCCCUGGGGAUCCGCCGGCGGAGGGCUCAGAUUCGCUGCUCUGUGACAAGUGCCUGGUGGCUCCAGGACGGGGCUCCAGAGGAGGCCAGGGAGCGUCAACGUUCAGUCAGCCGUUCAGGAGGCAGCAAGCCGGCGAAGCCCGCCAGCGAGAGAACAACCCGGACAACGACAGGAUAGACAAUAAGGAGCCCAGGGAGGACAUUAGGAGAUGCUCCAGUUUUCAGAAGUCGCCCCUCAGCUCUGUGUCAGGUAGUGAUUGCGACAGUGUGUCGGUCACCACAUGUAGUCUGUCGAGCAGUGCUUACACUCCAAGCCCCGUCAGCAGCCUGACUCCGAGCUCAGGGACUUCGGAGGACCUGGACCAGCAGGAGAUCAGGCUGGCCCUGCAGGACGCCAGGGUGGCAGCGAGGAGCAAGAUCCGCUCCCGGUUCCACAGCAGCAGCGACCUCAUCCACCGUCUCUUCGUUUGCAUAUCAGGCGUCGCCGAUCAGCUGCAGACCAACUACGCCAGCGACCUGCGAAGCAUCCUGAAGACUCUCUUUGAAGUAAUGGCGACGAAGUGCGAGCAAGGAGACAACGAUAAGCAAAAAAAAGUAGGCCCCGUUCUGCGCAGUGCGGUGCUGGAGGAUUGUGCUCUCUGUCAGGAAACUAUUUCUUCAUCUGAACUGGCAGCCAAAGCCCGGGAGGGACAGUUCGAAGAUCCUCCAGACUGGGUCCCCGACGACGCCUGCAACUCCUGCAUCGCCUGCAAGGCUCCCUUCACCGUCAUUCGCAGGAAGCAUCACUGUAGGAGCUGUGGGAAGAUCUUCUGCUCCCGCUGCUCGUCCCACUCGGCUCCGCUGCCGCGGUACGGCCAGGUGAAGCCCGUCCGGGUCUGCACCCACUGCUACAUGUUUCAUGUCACGCCUUUCUACAGCGACAAGCCCGCCGUCUGAUCCCAGGUCAGAACCAGAAAGCACACCGUCUGCUCCAAGAGCAUAAUAUGCAACGGACAGAUUCACUCCACAGUGCUCCAGAGAAACCUUAAAGGUCAUGAUUGUAGUUACUGACCUCAGUAGCUGGACCUCAGCCCAGAACCUCGGGUCUGAUUGUAGGAACGCUGAGGCGUCAGCAGAACUGAACGUCCAGUCGCUCUGCAGUCUGCUUCACAGAAUCACAACACUUUUCCCUUCUGCAGGUGUGAAUAAUGAAGCUUCCUGUUUACUUCUGUGAGCUUCCCAUCUUUGUCCCGGUGCUGGCGCUCCAACAGAACUCAGAUCAGUAAAGCUGGGCGAUACGGCUGAAAAGUUUUACCUCAGAUCUGGUUUCCAAUUUUUUUCUUUUCUAAAAAAUAAACUAAUAUUUUUAUUUCAAUCUGAUAGGCUGUAUGACAGAGUACCAGAGCCAGGCUGCAAAAUGUUCUUUAAUUAUGAGAAUAAUAUAAUGUUGGCAGAAUAAUUUCACCAAAAGAACAUCUUAAAAUUACAGGAAAAUAGAUUUUAAUGAGAACAUAUUUUAUUUAUGAGGAUCUGACAUGAGCAGAUCAGUUUGUUGUUCUAAAUAGAAACAUUCAUUUCAAAGUCCUCCUAUUGACAAUAUUUAAUACUGACAUGUUAAAAAAAUUUAUUUUCAUAUUUAAAACCGAUACUAAAGUAUAAUUUCACAAGAUGCUCAACAUUUAAAUUUCUGAUCCUUUUUCUGUCAGAGUUUUCAUUAAAUUACAACUUCAUCCUCCUAAAGUUACAUCUUUAUUCUGGUAACAUUAUGACCUUAAUUUUAAAUGAAAUUGUAGCCUGGCCCUAAUAUUUCAUUGUAGAGUUAAAUUGAAUUCAAAAUCCAAAUAAAUAAAAGCUUUUCAGACAAGAUGGCCGCCCUGGCCGCGCUCACGUCUGAGCUAAAGAAUCCCAGAAACGCAUCGGUAAAAAAAAAUCCAGAUUUCCAAAAUAAAAUAUCUUCCAAAGGCAAAAGUCCAAUGUAUCGAUCAAAUCGAUUUAUCGCCCAGCCUUUCGGGUCGGAUCAGACGAAUGUAAGUCAAACCACCAUGUAAAUAAUGAUUCUGUCUGCAAGCAACGGAGCCACUAAACAAACUCAGCAGGCUGAAACUGAAACACAGGUAUCUUUUGAUAUGAGCUUUGUGAGAGUUUAGUUUUUUCUAACGUGAUGAAUGUCUAACUGUGUUUGGGAGACGAGGUCUGGAUCGAAACUUUGCAUCGAGUUUUUCUGCACUGAGAAAAAAACAUAAAGUCUUACCAAGUAUUUUGGACUAAUUUCUAAUUCAAACAUUUUACUAUAUUUGAAGUGAGACAAAAGUAACUUAAAAGUAACUUUUCAGCUAAAUAUAAGAGCUUGUUUUAAGUCAAUAAUUCCUAAAUAUUGAUGAAAAUUAAAAGAUCCAGUGGCAGAUUGUUUCACUUAAAACAUGGGGAAAUGUUUUGCUAUGAUUUAAAUAAUCUGCCAGAUUAAAUAAUCUGCUAGAACUUUUUCAUUAAGAGUAAGAAAAACAAACUGAUGUCUUAUUUUACGUGCACUAAGAUAUUUGCGAUCACGGCCUUUAAAAUGGACAGAAAAACUGAGGAGUACAUUUCCAAGAAACAAGUAGAAAUUUUGAGAUUAAUUUCAGAAUUAUUUUAGAAAAAAGAACUUGCAAAUCUCGGUUGAAAAGUUGAAAAUGUAAAAAAUAAAGAUACUUAAAAUUUUUUAGAUUAAUUUGAGACACCUUUUAGAAAAAAAAACCUAGUAAUUUUCUUAAAUGAAAAGGAUCAAAUUUUCAUCUAAGAAAAUUUCAUAGAAAAAAAUUUUUUUUCUUUCUAUGAAAAACUGAAAUUUCUGAGAUAGAAAAAUCAGAAAUUUUGAGAUUAAUUUCAGUAAUCUUUCUAAAAAAAAACUUGCAUAUUUCUCAGUUGAAAAGUUGAAAAUGUUCUAGAAAAUUAAAUGAAAUUCUGAAAUUAAUCUCAGAAAUUUUCUACAAAAAAACUGAAAUUUUAUUUUGAAACAUUUUCUAUGAAAAACUGAAAUUUCUGAGUUUGAAAAGUUGAAAUUGGCUUUCAAAAGUCAGAAAUUUGGGAGAUUAAUUUCAAAAAUUAAUCUCCAAAAUUAAUUGUAAUAUUAUGGCCAGGCUUUUCUGAAUUUGUCAUGGAAAUAUACUGCACCUCCUCUUUUCAUUUUUAUUUUUUGUAGAACGUUGACCCUGACAUGCAGUCCGAUAUCUACAGUAGUAAAUAGACCAGAAAUACUCAGUAGGAUUUUGUUUUUUUGCAGUGCAUCCCUUCACUGCGGUCAACCUUUGACCUUUUGGAGCUCAAACUCUCAGGUGCAGCCUUGCAGGAAUACAGGGCUGCCCAUCUUUCUUCUCUUCCUUAUCGCUUUAUUGGUGCAAUAUUGUUGAUUGCGACGCUUCUGCACACAAUGAGACAGACCUCUGAUAUUUUGAUUGCAGACAUUUUUCUUUCAGAAACACUUGUGUUCAAAAUAACAGCAAAAUAAAAACUAAUUCUGGUAUAAAAUAUACUAAUAAUUUACUGUGAAAUGUAGCAGAGCAAAAUAAACCAACAGUAACACACAGAGCUGAUUAUUCUGAAUGUUAGCAGCCAGUUGAAAUAGUUUUAAUAAAAGUUAAUUUCAGGAAGAAAUAUGAACAAAAAAUAAAAUGAAAUUAUUCACUGAUUGAAAUCUUUGAGCAGUUUUCAGUUUAUACCAGGGGUUUGUUACAUGCACCAAAACCAUUUAUUGAAAAUGCCAAUGUAUAAAAUAAAAUAAAGUAGACAUAUUAUUAUUAUAGAUCCAAACAUUUAAAAUAAUUUUUCACAUUUGCUUUAUUAAACAAACUGCGUCCAGUUUUCAGAUUUUUUUGGGCUUGAUUAAAUAAAUUAUCAUUGUUUAUAAAAGCAAGAUUUGAGUAACUUUCUUUCUAUAAUAAAAUAAGUAAAUUCUGAUUUGAAUUCAUCAAAGUCAACUUUUCAGUAAAAGUAAAAGUGGUUCUACACAUUAGAGAAAUUUGGUCCUAAAAAUAUAAAUUAUUUGUGUUUUACUCAACAUUUUCCAUAAAAAAAAAAUUAAGUCACCAAUAAUUAAAAAACGAUUAAAAAUAAAAAGUUUAAAGAAUACAUGUGUGUCUUUCUCUAACAGCAGUUGGGGUCCCACAAAAAAGUAGCUCCAGGCCGGAAAUGGCCCCUGAGCCGCACUUUGAACACCCUUGGCUUAUCUACAUGAAAUUUUUGUCAAUUUCUGUUAAACAUUGAUACAUUUUUCUUCAUUUUUGAUGCAUAAUAGAGCAGUAAUUGAAAUGAAUUUUCCUCUAUGGAAAUUUUAAACACACUGCUGUUAUUUUGGACACAUUUCUGUUUUGGUAACAAUAAAAAUUAUAUUUCUCGGAGUAAAGAUGCUGAUUUGAGCCUUCGAUUAACGCUAAGGAGAAGUUUUUGAUUUGUUCGUUCUGCUCUGACCUGAAGCAGCUUCUCAGGCUUUAAAUGUUCAGAAUCACCCGGCGACCUUCAUUGCAUCUAGAAACACACUAAUUUUUUCUUUCAUAAAGAAUGCAUAUAACAUGGAACUGUAAUUACUAUGAUGUAAAGAAAAAAAAGGAAUCAUGCAGUAGUGAAAAGUGGGAUAUUCUGUUAUUUUUAUUAUUAUUUCAGAGCUUUGUCUUAUUUUGUAAAACUCUUAAUUCGUUUCCAUAAGAGCUGUGUAAAAUAUUCAACAGAUAAAUAAUGUUAUAUAGUUUUAAAUGGGAUGUAUAUUGAAAUAAAUAACUUUUCUGUUUGA
Poeciliopsis prolifica (blackstripe livebearer) is the source of this 7065-nucleotide messenger RNA. It is a transcript of the gene zfyve28, whose product is annotated as zinc finger, FYVE domain containing 28. Gene Ontology annotation, biological process: negative regulation of epidermal growth factor-activated receptor activity. Lineage: Eukaryota; Metazoa; Chordata; Actinopteri; Cyprinodontiformes; Poeciliidae. The record is from RefSeq and is a predicted model, not a curated record. The coding region runs from base 126 to 3260 and encodes 1044 amino acids. The transcript has 15 exons. Gene Ontology annotation, molecular function: metal ion binding. Gene Ontology annotation, cellular component: early endosome membrane.